AUGGGUUAUUUAGUCGUAUUAGGGUGGAUUACUCUCCUGAUCGCAGUGGUAAACAUUGAAGCUCAAAAGAAGCCCUCUAUAAAUAUCGGCUCAAAAUGUCUGGGGAACAUCAUGCGUGUGGAUGUUGGUCCGCUCGGAGGGAAUCUGCUUGAAGUUGCAGUUGUCAUAAAUAACUCUGCCAUCCUUCUCACGCCAAGUUUAGUGUCUCAGUGUGGCUUCAGCAUGAAGACAGACCAGCUGGGGAACACCGUGAUUUAUGCCUCCCUUCAAAACUGUUUUGCUCAAAACCUGGAAGAUAAAGCAUACACAACAACACUGAAUCUUCGAUUGCAUGGGAACCGGAUGGUUGAAGAUGAGCUGUACCAGGUGGCUGAAACCUGCCACUACCCUGCCUGGGCCUCCAGGGAAAUAGUCUGUAAUCGUAACUAUAUGGAGGUGUCUGUGAAGAGGGCAGCUCCAGACGAUUAUGCCCUGCCUGGACAUCCUGUCCCAGCAGCUAAUUCAAAGUUUGGUGAUCCUCGACGAGCUGCAGAGAAAACGCCAAUAGAUGCUGGAUUCAGAAUCACAACACUCGUGUUCUUCACUCCUGAGGAAAAGACUAUGAUGGUGACUGAGGCCCAGAGAAGUGGUUAUGGGAUAGCAAACACUCCUUCAAGGCUGGUCCUGCGAAGCCCGAAGACUUCGCCUGAAACAUACACCCAGAAUGUAGCAGGAGUGCCUAUGACUGUGCUCAAAACCUCUACCAUCUUUGAAAAGAAGUGGCUGGCGACUCAAAUCGAUGCAGCGGCUGCCUGUCCGAUACUGGAGGGCAGCGUUUCCUUCACUCCAAACCAAAUCACCUGGUACCUGCCCCGGCACAUCGACCCGCUGAUUUCCUCCCGACAGUUCAAACUGUUGGAGGUGCACAUGGGCGUAGACGGCCAGAGACUGGACGCUGCUGAGAUGGCUGCCAGACAAUACUCCUUGUUCAUCAGUGACAUUCAUAUCGUCAUCCAAAUUCCUGUUGGGGCCGUUGGUGGCUACUUUAAGAGUCAUGUUCAGGAUGAUCAGUACGUCACCUCAUACACGAUUGAGCCCAUGCUCGAGUUGCUCUGGACUGAAGACGCCACUAAUGAGGACACCAGAUACAAAGUCCUCCUUCCCAUCACCACACCGUUGCUGUCUCAACCUCCACAAGUUAUUGACAACACUGUUCCAGAGGAGUGGAUAUUUAAGGUGCUGCUUGGGCCUUUUGGUUCAGAUGUGGCACUAAUGAACAUUACCUUCCCCUCUGAGGUUUUGUCUGUGGCAGACUGCAGUGCCAGAGGCUUUAAAGUCCUUGAGCACAUGUCCCCUAACAGCAGCUCAAAGGUCUUCACACUUGAAGUGCCCUUCACGGACCCUGUCGUACUACAAAUGAGAGAAAUGGGAGUAACGGUGUACUCUCUUCACCUGACCUUUGGUUUGCUGGUCCUGCCAGAGUUUGCUCCAUUUUCUCACACAGCUUAUCUGGAAGCUAAAUUGAUAGACACAGUUCCCCCCUCUAUCUAUGGCGGCUGUGAUUAUCAAAGCUUCUAUGUCCUCGUGAAAUAUGGGACCGAGGGCUUCAACUUUCAGACGAUGGUGGGUAAACGACUGUUGACCCCAGGUCUGGCUCAGCAGUACGGCUUCUCGGAGAACGGCACGCACUUGAGUUUGGCAGUGCCGUUUUCAGCCCCUGAUGUUGUGUUUGAGGCUGUUGAGUCGUCAUCCAUCAGGAACAGACUUGACGUGGUUCUGAGCAAUCCGGAAACCAACAAAAUUGUCCAAGAAUUCUCUUUAGCUUGCAAUUUCGCCUCAACACUGACUGAGUGUUUUCCUAACGGAACCAUAACGGCUCUGGCUGUGAAACUAGAGUCGGUUCCCAGUCUGAACCCCAGUCAGCUCACCCUCAGAGACACUAGCUGUGGUCCGUCCUACAGCAACGACCGCUACGCUUACUUCGUCUUCACUGGGAACUCCUGUGGGACGACCAGAAAGUUUUUUCCCAAUGUGAUGCUGUAUGAAAAUGAAAUCUCCCUGCCAGAUGAACUUCAAAAGACGAGGGAUCCAAAAACAGAAGAGCCUGAGUAUGAGUUAAGGAUUUCUUGUUACUAUGAUAUCAACACGACCCACGCUGUAGCCUUCCACACCAGACCUCGAAGGAGUGAACCUUAUGCUGAAAAUGCAAAAGGCGAGCUGCAAGUUGCAAUGAGACUCGCUACAGACAACUCCUACAGCGUGUUUCACAGAGCUGAGGAGUAUCCUCUUGUGAAGUACUUACAGCAGCCACUGUAUUUUGAGUUUGAGCUGAUGAGGUCCACAAAUCCCAAAGUAUCGCUGGAGCUUGAGAACUGCUGGGCGACACUGAAUAAUGACAGGACCUCCAAACCCAGAUGGAACCUCAUCAUUGAUGGCUGUGCAAACCCAGUAGACCCGUACCAGGUCGUGUUCCAUCCUGUUUGGGUUGAUGCCAGAGUUCAGUAUCCUUCUCACUUCAAACGCUUUGAGGUCCAGAUGUUUGCCUUUGCUGAAGAUCAGGAUAACUUGAGUCGCCAGCUCUUUGUCCACUGUGAUGUGGUGAUCUGUGAUGCCAGAAAUCCACUGGGUGGAGUUUGUAAUGGGCAGUGUUCAAACCAGCAAAACAAGAUAAAAGGUCAAAGACGUGCCAUUUCAGAUGGACACAGUUUCAAACAUCUGUCAUCAGGACCCAUACUUAUAAGCUAA
Molecule: messenger RNA, 2724 nt
Organism: Seriola dumerili (greater amberjack)
Lineage: Eukaryota; Metazoa; Chordata; Actinopteri; Carangiformes; Carangidae
Exons: 21
Coding region: 1-2724 (907 amino acids)
Source: RefSeq, a predicted model, not a curated record